Aspergillus steynii IBT 23096 is the source of this 1866-nucleotide messenger RNA. Its product is annotated as NCA2 family protein. The record is from RefSeq and is a predicted model, not a curated record. The coding region runs from base 217 to 1695 and encodes 492 amino acids. Gene Ontology annotation, cellular component: mitochondrial outer membrane. The transcript has a single exon. NCBI's taxonomy places the organism in Eukaryota, Fungi, Ascomycota, Eurotiomycetes, Eurotiales, Aspergillaceae.
UCUUGGAGUUGACUCUCUGGGCAGUAAGAAGGCUAGGUAUCAUGUCAGUGAUACAUAAGUGAGUAACCGGACCAUUGACAUUUCGAGAGCUUUCCCUAAAGCCAUGUAAUUAGCAACAUCUGCGAUGUGGACACAAACCUCGAUAGGCUCAAGCAAUAUGUUGAAGAUGUGCAUUAUGACACCAGAGGCUUGGCCGAGCAGACCGGCCAGAAUAGCAUGCAUGCGUCGCAAAUAAACACACUCGGUAGAGCUAUCGAUUCUCUUUCCGUCACCUCGAUGUCCCAUCCAGUGCUGCAAGCCGAUCAAAUCGCAGCUCUGAUCUCAGCAAUCCCACGUGCCGCCCUUGAACAGAAUGAUCCCUCGAAUCCACUCAACGCACAUACGACAGACCUUUUGUGGCUCCUAGCCGCAAAGGCCGCAGUGCAGACUUCGGGGGCGGUACUGAAGGUCCUUCUGAAGCAAAUCGUCGACUUAAAUGAUGAAAUUGGCUAUUGGGAAGAUGUCAUUUGUUCCCGCUUCAAUACUGGGAUCUAUACACUCCAGACAUUACCCGUGAAGGUUUGGCAAAGAGCCUCACACGCCUUUACGAACAGGCCUAACGGAGAUACCACAACCCCCCCUGCAUCUAUCGCAGUAGAUUGGAUGCAGUUCUACAAUUUGACUCGUGGGUGUCUUAGUCCACUCUGGUGGUAUUCACUGAGGCCCAGAAUCCUUUCGCCGCUUCUCGCAUCCAGGUCGGAAAUAUAUCGAAAGCGAGAUUUGUUGAGGGAAAUGAAAGACUUGAAUGCUUGCAGUGUUGGAAUUCUAAUGAAGAAAUGUAUUUCGCAGUAUGUCAUGCGUGAACACAACGACCAAACAUUUUGCGAGCCCUUUGAUGGUCUUUGGCGUGAUGAGAUAUCCAGGAGUGUUGCACUUAUGGUUGCUCUUCUUAAAAAGCCCCAAGAUAAAAAUGACCCACAGCUUCUCGAGGAGCUGGUUACGACAAUUGAUGAAUCAGAAGCCUCUUCUCAGUUCCACCACGUGGCUCGACAUACAUGCCAACCACCUGCAGUUGUUAUCGAACAGCUCAGGCACAUACUUGAUGAUCUCCUUCCAAAGCAUAUUACACUCUCCGCACGUUCCAUUAACACUUUCGGGCGACCAUCCCGCGUGGUGCGCUACUGGCUGCCCGUUUCUGUGGCACUUUUCUCAACGAGUACUUUGUUCAAGUUUCUAGCAAAUCGACAUGAUGAAAUCAUCGGAUGGAUUGUAGAUAUCGGGUCAACUACUGUGCAAUUCUGGAGCAACUGGGUUGUGCACCCAGUCCAAAGACUGAUCAGAACCAUCAGACACGAUGAGAACAGCGAUAUUGCAUUAAUGAGCAGGAAUAGCUUAGAAGCUGACCGAGCGAGCCUCGAGAGAAUGGUUAUUGAUUUCACCAAUGAUCAGAUAGAAUCUCGAAAUGGAGAUCCCAGCAUGAACACACAUGCAGUCACAGAAAAAGUCAGAGAGGGGGAUUUGACUCCAGUCCUGAGGGCAUAUGAACGGGACUUGCGAAACCCUUUCAUUGGAACAGUAAAGGGUGAUCUUGUGCGCGCUCUUCUGAUUCAGAUCCAGAAAACAAAAGUCGAUGUCGAAAUCGCAAUAGGCGGUAUUGAUUCGCUCCUGAAAAGCCAGGAGCUUGUUUUCGGGUUCGUAUUACCCUCCAAAUAUUAAUACUGGAAACUGACGAGUAUUAGAUUUGUUGGACUGACACCGGGCAUCAUGGUAUCGUAUGCAUGCCUGCGAUGGAUUUGUGGGGUUUUCAGCACCAGGCAGGGGUUGAAAGUCGGUAGACAGGACGAAUUCAGACACGCCAUGAGGUAGGCGACAAGUCCUUCGCGGGAU